AAAGUACCCAGACCUGAAUCUCACGGAUGAAUAUUACAAACACUUGACCGCAUUUUUGAAUUAUAAGUUUUUAGUUGAGAACUACGAAUAUCAGACUAAUUUGUCGCUCCGUAAACAAAUGUUUUUAAGUUUUCCGCUUCUUUCUCGACCGUUCUACCGUUGAAGCACACGGAUCCUUAAAAUUUCUUUUUCCUUUUUUCUUGUUCCCCCUCUGGCGUAUUUUCCCGGCCUUUCUGGAAGGAAGAAGGCAUCUGAGAUUCGAUCCGCAGAGAAAACCCGUCGUCGGUGUCCAUUUUUUUCCGUUGCGAAUAAGCUUUCGAUUAUCUGUUCUUUCACACACCAAGAUUUCUGUUUUCACGGGCGUCGGGACGCCGGAAAGUUGCCUUCCCUCGCACUUCCGGUUAAAUCCAUCGCCGGAAUCUUCCCUAUGGCGGCAUCACCCACGGGUGCGCCCUUCCCCUCUCCCGUGACAUCCGGCGCCUCUCAUUUCACGUACUCGGCUGCUCUCUUCACCGAUCCUUCUUCCACCGCCAGCUAUGCCACUGGAAUGACGCCUGCGUCCAAUUUUCCCGUCCCUUUUCAUCUCCAGAAUACCGAUCCCUCGGUCCAGAAAUUGACUGAAUAUAUCUACCAGAACACCUAUCUGUUGCCUCAAUUGCCUCAGCCAGCGAAGAUUCAAGCACCGCAACAACUAUAUCCUUCUGCAUACGCCGCUUCGGCACCCGCGGCAACGCCGGUGGCGGGAGUUUAUGCUGUUCCUCAGUACCAGCAGGCGCAGCAGCUAUUCCAGAGGGACGCACAGAUUAUCACGCCAGAAGCUAUUGAGAAUGUGAAAGCGGCAUUAGCGAGCAGCGAGAUCGAUAACAAUGCGGAGACGAAGAAGAAGGCCGUUCCUCGGAAGGCCGCCGGGCAGACCUGGGAGGAUCCGACCCUUGCCGAUUGGCCAGAAAAUGAUUUUCGGUUAUUUUGUGGAGAUCUUGGAAACGAGGUCAAUGAUGAUGUUCUUACAAAAGCAUUUUCAAGAUUUCCUUCAUUCAAUAUGGCAAGGGUGGUAAGAGACAAGAGGACUGGAAAGACUCGAGGUUAUGGAUUCGUUAGUUUCUCCAACCCUUCUGAUCUUGCCCAAGCAAUCAAAGAAAUGAAUGGUAAAUAUGUUGGUAACCGGCCCAUCAAACUGCGGAAGAGCACUUAGAAAGAGAGGACGGAUUAUGAAGCCUUGGAAAGGCAGAAGCAUCAACAACAGAAGAAACCAAAAUUGCCUAAGAAGGGUAUUCUUCACAAGUGAAACUGUUCACGUGGGCCAGUAAUGGUUGUUCGAAGCUAUGGGACAUGGAUUGGAUACAGAUGAUUGAGAAGCAGAAGUUUGAGGGUGUAUCAUAUUUACUAAGCUGUGCAUACAAGCUGGGAGUUUUGGCAAAAAAGUAAGCAGUUAAUAGCAGACAGCCACAAAGAGAAGAGAUGCAAAUGGGUUGGACUUCAAUCAGUUAAACACACAGGAAAUUGGGCUCGAAUGAAUUCAAUACAAGCCGAGCGAAAAAGGGGAAACAGGACAUAGCCAAAACACUUGCACAGAUACCUAUUCUUAAAGAAUGCCGCUUUUUUCUUUGAGCAUGCUGAUAGUGAAUGAACUUUUUUGUUGGUUUGGGCCCACGUUUUGAUUUGAGCCGUUAGACUUUCAAAUAUUUGUUAUUUCUUCUAAGUAGCAUGUUUAUACAUAUUUGAAGCCAUAGGUUAUAGAUUUGGGGUCGUCCUUAGAGGCCACUGAUGACAAAUUAUCGUUUUUAUUUGACGUUUAUAUAUUUAUCAUUUUUGUC
Nymphaea colorata (pocket water lily) is the source of this 1814-nucleotide messenger RNA. RefSeq lists its product as uncharacterized. Gene Ontology annotation, molecular function: mRNA binding. The coding region runs from base 428 to 1192 and encodes 254 amino acids. The record is from RefSeq and is a predicted model, not a curated record. The transcript is spliced from 7 exons. NCBI's taxonomy places the organism in Eukaryota, Viridiplantae, Streptophyta, Magnoliopsida, Nymphaeales, Nymphaeaceae.